GCACGUCACUUCCGAGGCUGGAGACAAGAUGGCGCCCGGACGGUGCCGGCGCUGAGGCCGCUCCGGUCCAGCGGGGCCCGGCCGAGCGGAGGCGGCGGGGCCCGGGGUUCAUGUAAUCAAAGGAGUUUCUUUGUUGUGUGUAUCUUUUCAGAACACAACAGGAAUUCAAAAUGAAUCAGAACACAACUGACUCCCCUGUUGCUGUGGAGACCUUGGAUGAUGUUCCUGAGCAUGUGCUUAGGGGCCUUCCUGAGGAUGUGAGGCUCUUCCCAUCUGCUGUUGACAAGACUCGGCUUGGUGUCUGGGCAACAAAGUCAAUUUUGAAAGGCAAGAAGUUUGGACCAUUUGUUGGUGACAAGAAAAAAAGAUCUCAAGUUAAGAGCAAUGUGUACAUGUGGGAGGUGUAUUACCCCAACCUGGGCUGGAUGUGUGUGGAUGCCACCGACCCAGAGAAGGGCAACUGGCUGCGCUACAUAAACUGGGCUCGCUCAGGGAAGGAGCAGAACCUCUUCCCUCUGGAGAUCAACAGGACCAUUUACUACAAGAGUUUAAAGCCAAUCGCGGCGGGAGAGGAGCUGUUGGUGUGGUACAAUGGCGAGGACGACCCGGCGAUAGCGGCCGCGAUCGAGGAGGAGCGAGCGAGCGCCCGCAGCCGCCGGCACUCCCCGAAGGCCCGCAGAGGAAAGAAGAAGACUCAAGAGGGUAAAAACAAGGGAAAGAAGGCAGCAGAAACAAAACAGAAAAAGACUGAUUUGGAUUCUACUUCUGCAGAGAUGAGGGAUUCUAAAGAAGCUCAUAAAGAGGAAGAUGAAACGCCUUCUGUUUCUGCCGUGCUGUCUCUGGAACAAACAGCUGUGAUUCAGGAAAUGGUAAAUCAAGAUGUACUUCCAAAGCUGAUGAUCCCCAGUCCAGCCAACGAAACACAAGUGGUAACUGAAGACAAACAAGGAGAAGCAAUAAACUGUGCAUCAGAUGAUUUAGAUGACGAUGAAGAGGAGGAUGAAGAAGAGGAAGAUGAAGAGGAGAUAGAAGAUACCAAUAUGCCUAAAGAAAAUGCUGAAAUGCCUUUGAUAUGUGAGGAAAAGUUGGACUCCAUGGAAGAACAAAAGAGUACAUCAGAGGAAUCUCCAGAGAGCUCUCCAAAGAAAAAACUUGUGGUGAAAAUUCCAAAAGCAGAGGGGGAAUCCAACGGUGAUGUUCAGGAAACAUUCAUGUUUCCUUGCCAGCACUGUGAGAGGAAGUUUACAACAAAGCAAGGACUUGAGCGCCACAUGCACAUCCAUAUAUCCACCCUGAACCACGCGUUCAAGUGUCGGUACUGCGGGAAAGCCUUCGGCACUCAAAUCAACAGGCGGAGGCACGAGCGGCGCCACGAGGCCGGGCCGAAAAGGAAACCGUUCCUGACACUGACCUCGUCACAACACCUCGAUAACGUUGCUGAUAACCAAGUGAUUGUGGAUGAUGGUCUUAAAGAUGACCUGAAUGGUUCCAAUCUUGUGCAAGACUCUGUUGUCUUGGAUUCUGAGAAAGUUUCCCAGGAGAUGUCAAACUCUGCGUUUGCUGAGGAAAACAAGGAGCCCAAAGAAUUGCAUCCAUGCAAAUACUGCAAAAAGGUUUUUGGUACUCACACCAACAUGCGGAGGCAUCAGCGUAGGGUUCACGAGCGUCAUCUUAUUCCCAAAGGUGUCAGAAGAAAAGGGUUCUUUACUGAAGAGCCACCUCUCCCGACAGAGCCAGCCCCAGCAGUCCAGAGUGUGUACAUAGCAAGCACAGAAAUAGAAGAGGAAGGUGAAGGAGAUGAUGUCUACCUUAUGGAUAUAUCCAGCAAUAUCUCUGAGAAUUUAAACUAUUACAUUGAUGGUAAAAUUCAGUCCAACAGCAGCACUAGCAAUUGUGACGUGAUUCAGAUGGAGUCCAACUCUGCAGACUUGUAUGGAUUGAAUUGUAUAAUCAGUCCAGUCACAGUGGAAAUUUCCACAAAUUUAAAGGUUACACAAACACAUGUGAAUGAAUCUCCUAAGGAACCCUCUAGCAGUGGGAGCAGUGAAUCCAAAAAGAGAAGAACUGCCAGCCCUCCUCUUGUACCAAAAAUAAAAACUGAAAUAGACCCAGAACCUAUAACUCCUACUAGUUCUUUAAAUCUUCCUCUUAGCAUUUCAACAGAAAGCUUAACUUUUCAUAAAGAAAAAGGGGUUUAUUUGUCAUCAAAAUUAAAGCAGCUUCUUCAGACACAGGACAAUAAGAAGAUAACUCCAUCGAGUGAAAUCCCUAAAAUAGGACCUUCUGUUACAUCAUCGUCUGUUUUGCCUCCAGUAUCCAGCAGGUUUAAAAGAAGGACCAGCUCGCCUCCCAGUUCUCCACAGCACAGUCCAGUGCUUCGAGACUUUGUCAAAUCAGGUGAGGGAAAAACUGUGUGGAACGAUAAUGUUCGGAGUUCAAAAAUGCCAAAGUUAGAAAGCCACAGCAACUCACCUGCUUGGAGCUUGACUGGGAGGGAGGACAAAGAGACUUUGAGCCCUCUUUGCUUUGAAGAAUAUAAAAUAUCAAAAGACUGGACAGCAGCUCCGACUUUUGGCAAUGUGUGCAACCAGCAGCCAUUGGAUUUAUCCAGUGGUAUGAAACAAAGGUCUGAUGUCAAAAGCAAGACUCAGGUUCCCUGGGAAUCUGUUUUAGAUCUAAGUGUGCAUAAGAAACCUUGCAGCGAUGCUGAAAUUAGGGAAUACAAAGAAAAUUCCACACAUCCAACGUGUAGUGGUGUCAAGAAGAAGAAACCCACCACUUGCAUGUUGCAGAAGGUUCUGCUGAACGAGUACAACGGGACAGAAGCAGCCCCAGACAGCGCCGCGGGCACGGACAGCCCCAGCAAGGCCCUGGAGCCUCAGGCAGAGCCCGACGUGGAUCCCACACUCUCGGCGUCGCCUUCCACUGACGCUCAGCCCCUCGGCUCCUCCGCUUCCCCCGUGCCACCGGCGGCCGCUGCGCCUGCCGCGUGCCAGCUGCCCCCGCUGCUAACGCCCACCAACCCCCCGUCCCCGCCGCCCUGCCUGCCCGUGCUGACAGUGGCCACCUCGCCGCCCCCACUGCUCCCCACGAUGCCCUUACCCAUUCCAGAUGUCUCUGCCAGUGCCACUAACACUUCCUCCUGUCCCUCGCCACUCUCCAACACUACUACCCAGUCCCCGCUACCAGUUCUGUCACCUACAGUUUCUCCUUCUCCAUCCCCUGUCCCUUCUGUCGAACCUCUUAUUUCUGCUGCUUCACCUGGCCCCCCUACACUGUCUUCCUCAUCUUCUUCCUCCUCUUCCUCCUCUUUCUCAUCCUCUUCCUCCUCAUCAUCUCCAUCUCCACCUCCUCUUUCUGUAGUUUCUUCUGUUGUUUCCUCUGCUGAUAACCUUGAAAGUUCUCUCCCAAUAAUAAAACAGGAAGAAGCUGAAAGCGAGCAGCAGAAAGCGAGAGAAGAUGCUCAGACUUCAAGUGAAUCAGGAGUGGUGCAGGAAACAUUCAACAAGAGCUUUGUGUGCAAUGUCUGCGAAUCACCUUUUCUUUCCAUUAAAGACCUAACAAAGCAUUUAUCCAUUCAUGCUGAAGAAUGGCCCUUCAAAUGUGAAUUCUGUGUACAGCUUUUUAGGGAUAAAACAGACUUGUCAGAACAUCGCUUUCUGCUUCAUGGAGUAGGGAAUAUCUUUGUUUGUUCAGUGUGUAAAAAGGAAUUUGCUUUUUUGUGCAAUUUGCAACAGCAUCAACGGGAUCUCCAUCCAGACAAAGAGUGCACACAUCAUGAGUUUGAAAGUGGGACUUUGAGACCCCAGAAUUUUACUGACCCCAGUAAGGCGAACACAGACCACAUGCAGAACCUGCCAGAAGAUUCUUUGGAACCUUCAAAAGAGGAGGAAGAUGAAGAUCUAAAUGAUUCUUCUGAAGAGCUUUAUACUACUAUAAAAAUAAUGGCUUCUGGAGUGAAAUCUAAAGAUCCAGAUGUUCGUAUGGGCCUCAAUCAACACUACCCAAGCUUUAAACCACCUCCGUUCCAGUAUCACCAUCGUAAUCCUAUGGGUAUUGGAGUUACUGCAACAAACUUCACAACCCAUAAUAUCCCACAGACUUUUACUACUGCCAUUCGAUGCACAAAAUGUGGAAAAAGUGUUGAUAACAUGCCUGAGUUACACAAACACAUACUGGCUUGUGCAUCUGCUAGUGAUAAAAAGAGAUACACACCUAAAAAAAAUCCAGUACCCCUCAAACAGACAGUGCAGCCUAAGAAUGGCAUGGUGGUUAUUGCUGGGCCUGGGAAGAACGCCUUCAGACGAAUGGGUCAGCCUAAAAGACUCAAUUUCAAUGUUGAGAUUAGCAAAAUGUCCUCCAAUAAACUAAAAAUAAGUGCAUUGAAAAAGAAAAACCAGCUUGUACAGAAAGCUAUCCUGCAGAAAAAGAAAUCUGCCCAGCAGAAGGCAGAACUGAAAAAUAACCCAUCUGAGACGGACUCUCACAUCUGCCCCUACUGUAACAGAGAGUUCACUUACAUUGGGAGUUUGAACAAACACGCAUCAUACAGCUGCCCCAAAAAACCCAUCUCUCCUUCCUCCAAAAAGAAUUCUUCCAAAAAAAGUGCAGCUUCUUCACCUGCCAACAGUGACAAAGGCAGCAACCAGCGCAGGCGAACAGCAGAUGCAGAAAUCAAAAUGCAGAGCACUCAGCCUCACCUGGGUAAGACGAGAGCACGAACCUCAGGACCUGCACAGCUCCAGCUCCCCUCUGCCUCCUUCAAGUCCAAACAGAACGUUAAAUUUGUACCCUCCAUGCGAUCUAAAAAGCCAAAUUCAUCUUCAUCCUUGAGGAACUCUAGUCCUGUAAGAGUGUCUAAAAUGUCCCAUGUUGAUGGGAAAAAAACUAAGGUGGUUUCUAAGAACAAUUCCUCUGGAAUCUCCAGCAAAGCGUCGCGGAAAUUGCACGUCAGAAUACAAAGGAAUAAUAAAGCUGUUUUGCCAAGUAAAUCUGCUGUGGCAAGUAAGAAAAAGGCAGACAGGUUCAGUGUAAAAUCUAGAGAGAGGAUUGGAGGACCAAUCACACGGAGUCUUCAGCAGGCAGCAAAUGCAGAAGCAGCAGAAAACAAAAGAGAUGAAAGCAGUACAAAGCAAGAACUGAAAGAUUUCAGAUACAGACAGCAAAACAAACUCAAAGGGAAGCUUGAGCAGGCAUCAAGUUGGAGGGAAGCUUUUUCUUAAGAGACAGGUAGCGGCUUCAUUUUCCUAAUUUAUUCAAAGCUCAAGUGGUUAGUGAAACAUAAUGUAAUCAGCAACAUGCACUUUGUUUAUGUAUAUGUGUAUAUAUAUAUAUAUAUAUAUAUAUAUGUUUAAUUUUUUUAAGACUUUCAUGUUUCAUGAACCAAACAGGGUCUCUGAGUUAUGUUUUGGAUGACAGCACUCCCAGAAACUGCCAGGGGGUUGUGAGAAAUGGCUUUGGUUGUUCAGCAUUUCUCUGAAGUGCAAGGCUCGGUGUUCACUCAUUCAUGGUGGUCUGGCACACAGCAGGUGAGCAGCAAAACUGAGACUCGCAGCACUCAAAGCCCCGUGUCAGUCAAAAAGAGUAACAAUCUCAUAACUGAGCCUGUUUCAGCAACUCCUGCCUUGCUUCCAGCUGGGAGCUGGGAGCGGGGGGCUCAGCCUGGAGAAAAGUGUCUCAGUGGAGACGCCCACCAGGGCCAGUUUCUCUCUGUAAUUCCCUGACAGGAGGGUGCAGCCAGCUGUGGGUGGGCUCUGCUCCCAGGGAACAAGGGGCAGGACAAGAGAAGUGGCCUCAGACUGUCCCAGAGGCUGCCCAGGGACAUGGUGGUGUCCCCAUCCUGGAGGUGGCCCUCAGUGCUCUGGGCUGGGGGACAAGGUGGGGACAGGUCACAGGUUGGACUCGGGGGGGAUUUAUGUAGUGCUUCCUUUAGGUGUCGAGAUCUCUGCUCAGCAUUGCAGUGUGGAAGGAGGUGGGAAGAUGAGAAAUACUGAAUUCUUACAUCACAGAGCUGCUUUGAAGAGUUUCACACUCAAACUCCACUGUUACUGGAACCUGAAGUUGUAUUCUCCAUUCAUUAUGGCAAAUUCAGUAUGUCACUCAUUACCUUGUCAAAUCACAAGUACACUUUGUUCUAUGGUUUCUUUUUUAUGUAAUGAGAUGUGCAGGACUGAGGACUCAUCCUUGUUCUGCAGCCCUCUAGCAAUCCUUUUCAACUCUUUUGGUGUCACCAUUUCUGUAUAAAGCUAAUUAAAUAAACUACAGUGUUCCCUAUGUGUAAUGAAAGUUUUCUCAUUCUGUUAGGAAUGUGAUUUAGUAGAUACAAACUUUUUCUCAAAUCACAUGACCUGACAGUAUAGAAAAUGAAUUUGAGUACUUCUAUUUUUAAUCCCAAAUUGUUCACCUUUUGGCUUGCAGAAUACUCUGUGCCACUUUAAAAGGGCAGGAAGACAAAUUGCUGACAUGAUACUGUUCAUCUAAAUUUAUAGGUUUACCCCAAGGUUUCUUAAGUGACUUAAGACUCUUAAUCUCUGAGCUCAAUUUGAAGUAGCUUCAAGGCAACUGAUUUUCUGAAGGAGCUCAGAAGUUAUCUCAGUGCUGAAUUCCUUUUCAAGUAGCUACUUUAGGUCACUGGUUGCUUUUGAAAAACACAUUGUAAAACACCAUUUUACUUAAAUAGUAAAUACAUUAAUUUUAGAUUCCCCCAGGUGAGCUGCAGACACGGGGUGAGAUUUUUUCCAGCAGUUCUCACUGUUGGUUUGGUGUUCAUCACCACAAUUCCUCGUGAUCCACAGGGAGGGGAACUGAACCAGCAAUGAAGGAACUGAAACUGUGGAGCACAUGUGAACCAAAGCAAUUUAUGAGUUCCUGUGGGGCAGCAGUUGAAGGGAUUCAGUUCUUUGAAGCACUGUGGCUGGAGAGUGCUGGUGGGUGUCUUCUUGGAAGUCGAGAAUGCAAAGGAUCUCAAGAACAGGUUUUUCCAGUUUAGAUUCAUGAAAGGCCUGACCAUAAUAUUCAUGUUCUGGCUUUUCACGCCAUUGCUCCAGCUCUUUCCCUGCUUCCCUGAAUAAACACACAUAAUUCUCCACAUAGCCACAGCACAACACCUUAAGAUCCUUUUUGCUUUCUGCUGCUUCCCCAUUUUCUAUACAGUGAGUCAGGACUUUUCCAUACCAAAGGAGACAUCCCUUUCAAUGAAAUUCUAUCCAUGAUAUUCUAUUAUAUGAAAUAUUCUAUACAUGAAAUAUUCUAUUUCAUGUUUUUCCAAGUCAUUUUUUUAUAUAUUUACUUUCCCAUUAAGCAGUAUAUUGCUGCCAGAGAGUACAUUUCAGUCAGGGUAGCAGGACUGUGGUUUAAUCUCACUGAGAGCAGAAAGCCCAGAAAUGGCAUUUAUCCACCCCCUGAACCUUCUUGCUUCCCUUCUGCCCUGUGAAAUUACUCAGCCUAAUUCUGCAAAAACAAGAAUUUGAGCUUAAACAUCCACAUUUCUAUUUUUUUUUCCUAGGCAGUCAAUGAUUUAUGUCAGCUUAGCUAUUCUCUUACUUAAGAGCAUGAAACACUUGAUGAAAUAUGUUCCUGGAAUGCUUAUUGUUAAAUGUAAUGUGGAAUGUGUCUGUGUCUGAAAUUUUGGAGCAUAUCCUUGGGGUUAUUUUAGAUUAUAGAGUAGAAUCCUUGCAGGAAAAAAACAAAAAACAAACACUUUAAUUGAGGUAAAAAUGUGAACUUAAUCACCUGAUUUUUUACCACAUACUGCCAUGAUUUUGUUCACUGAAUUUCCCUGGCAGGACUGGCAGCCACCUCGGAUCACUCCAGCCUCCAUACCCACAAAUACCAUGGCUUAUUUUUCUGGGACAUUUCUAGAGAAUUAAACUAGCAACUCAGGAGAACGUUAAUUGAAGAAGUGUGGUAGAAGACAAGCUAAUUUGAAUAAAAAAUACCAAAUGUAUUUUGGAAAUGUCUUACGGAAGGGGAUGUGCCAGGGUUUGGCAUUUUUCCUGGAAUUUGUGUAUGCUGCUCAUGGCAAGUCUCAUGGGGAAGCCUGGGAAGGUAUAUGGAAGUAGGAACUUGGUUUGGACAAAUUAAAUAUUCAGGAGACAAUUUAACCUGGAACAAUAAUGCGGAUAGUGUGGGAAUCUUUUCCUUUGUUCAGUCCUCUGCUUUAAGGCUGCAGAUUUUCUGAGUGACCUUGGCAAAUCCCUUCUCACCUGACUCCGUUCUGGAUCUGAAAAACUGGGAUUAUGGUACUGACUCUUACUACAAAACACUUUCAGAUUUGAGGAUGGAAAACUUUAAGAGAUGAGAUUUACCAUAUUUUUUUAUUGUAGGGAGUCUCACUAAAUUGGGUGAUUUAUCUCUUCUAGUUUGGGUGUGCUCUCAGUGUGAGAGAGAGCUUUAAGUCCUGUCUCCAUGUAAAAAAUAACCUCAUGUAACUUCUGAGUUAGCUUUAAUUUAUGGAAUAGCUGGUACAUCUACCAAACUAUUUAGUUUGGUUCAAAAGUCCUUAGUUGACAGAGAAAACUUUGUGCACACAAGUCCUUUCUGCUACCUGACAUUUGGGGUCUGGCCCUUACAAGCAGAGUAUGUUUUCUGAUGUUAUUAUUUUUUUUUAAUGACUUUUUUUCUGGCUGGAAGUGCUCCCUAGCAAUGGUUCUGGCAGAGCUGGGCCAUCCUGGGCUGUGCACAGGGGUGUGAGGGGCUGGGAGGAGCCCUUGCCCCUUCCCAUGGAAUCAUCCCUCAGCACAAGCUGCCUCAGAAUUCCUUUUCCUCGCCUGUCUCCAGUUACCCAGCGCUGAGAUGGUGCAAGCAGGUGCAAAGUGAUAGUGAUAAAAAUAGCAAUUUCAAUCACUGCUCCUCAUGCAGUGGGGGGAUCUCAGCUCCCCUCCCUCUCAGAGCCCAGCUCCCCUCGCACUCCCAGGAGUUUGUCAAAAUCCUCCCAAUAUUCCAGCUCUUCUUUCACCAGGCUCUUCAAUAAGAGUUAUCCAUCCACUGCAGGUUAGUGCUGUGAUUCCUGGCAGCUUUGGCAGAGCAGACACAGCUCUGUUUUGGAGCACUGUGGAACGGCAGCAGGAAGAACUCCAUAAGGAACUCAAUUUCAUUUUCUGUUUAGAAAAAUAUCCUUUUUUAAAUCUCAUUCCUCUAAUCCUCAGCUUCCAAAUAACAAGACAUGAUCUAUUUGCUUUAAAGCUUGAGGAAAUUAGGAGUGAAAAAUCAUAGAAUUCUGGAGUAGUCUGGGACAUUAAAUCCCAUUUCUUUCCACCCCCCUGCCAUGGCAGGGACACCUUCCACUGUCCCAGGCUGCUCCAAGCCCCCACCCAACCUGGCCUUGGGCACUGCCAGGGCUGUGCAUUUGAAAAUCUAGAUCAGAUUUUCCCUGGUAUUUAUUCUCUUUGGAUUUGAACCUUUUAACAUUUUUUUUCUUUAGGUUUCCCAUAGGAUCUAGUCCCUGCCUCACUGCAUGCAAGAGCUCACAGAUGUCAUCGAUUAUAGAAGAACUUUAAGAAGUCAUAAUUAAUAUUUUGACAGAAAGCAUUACUUACAUGGAGACAUUCUAAACAGAAAUAAUCUAAAAUUUCCCUCUUAUAGUAAAAAUCUGAAGCCAAACAAACUAAACUUAUUUUGGAUAUUCUGCUGUUUCCCUUGGUAACAGUCCAUAUAUGGAAGAACAAAAAUCUGGCUGUUGUUGACCUCCCCAUUUCCACUUUCUGGUUCCUCCACAUUGGCUGAAGGUUUCAGGAUUGAAUUCACAAAGGCUGGAGUGGAUGAUUUACAUAGAACAAUAACAAAACUUUUGGCAGGCAAUUUUAACCACCAACUUUAAUUUGAAAAUAAUUGAAUUGCUUGCUUUUCAGAAUUUCUGUGGUUUUGGUUUUCUAUUGUAAUGGAAAGUUUUGCACUUCUUCAUGUCUAACUUGCAGUUACAUUUUGUGUAAGGACAAGCUGAAAUCUCCUUUCAAGGGUGUGUAUUGAACUCUAAAAAUAACCUGGAGAGAAACCUGGCUUUUAACUUUUUUUAGACGUGUUGCUGUGUAAGAAAAUGAUAUUUCAAAAGACGUUCCCCUGGAAGAACAUAAGUGGUUUGGUUUGGUCAGAAUUUUGAAGAAUUUGCCUUGAGAAGGAAGGUAUGUAAUAACCUAUGGGGGUGCACAGGUGUGAGGGAAGGCAGACAAGUUUGUGCAUGAUAGCAAAAGGUGCUGAAUUUAAAAACAAACAAGGGAUUUAUUUUUGAAUCUUUUAGUGUAUGGAAGUUUGACUUGGGUGUACAUUUGAACUGAUUGUAUGUCUAGAAUAGGGCAGCAGCAGUUGGACUUCCCUUGCUUCAAGUCAUGUGUUCUGGCUUUCUUCUUGAAGUCACAAUCAACUGAUGCAAAAAAUCAAAAUUUUACAGUAAAAAUCUCUGAUUUUCACUUUCCCUUUGGGACUCUUAGUUUAAAAUUAGAAGUGCAGUAAAGGCACUGUGGUGACCUGUGCGUGUCCUUGUCGAGUCUGUCGGUGCAAUAGUGACAGGAGUGUUCUGCCAACCUUGACCUGGGCAGAAAUGACCAGAUGUGGUAUAUGCUCUGGUAAGGUAAAACUCCUUUUCCAAAAAUAUGUGUUUUAAAGCUUGAUAUGGACUGUCCUGAGAGAAUAGAACAUGACUGUUGCAGUUUCUGAUGUAUCUGUGCGUUUGUCUGGCCCGGUCAGAGGGUCUGGGACAUGGGAUGGGAGCCUGGCCACUGCUUCCAGUUGACAUUAUCUGUUUCCUGCUUAAAUAAACUCACAGGGUAAGUUGAGAACAAGGCAAAAAUACCCUCCUGCCUUCAGAAGUGGCACUUGGUACUUCUCACAGCUCACUAAAGCACAGCUCUGGCUUUGCUUGUGCCCGGUCCCUGAUGCUCUUCUGCCUCUGUGCCCAGCUGCAGGCUCCGCAUGGCCUCUAGAUGUCCCUCCUCCUCCUCGCACAGCCCCAGCAGAUGUGGUGGAACCUGGUUUGUGUUUGGGCUCUGAAUUGCUCUGGAAGACUGAAAGCUCUGUUGUCUGCCUGCCAUGUAAAGAAAAAGAACAACAAUAAAUUAAUGUGGAAAACUGCA
Molecule: messenger RNA, 11066 nt
Organism: Taeniopygia guttata (zebra finch)
Lineage: Eukaryota; Metazoa; Chordata; Aves; Passeriformes; Estrildidae
Source: RefSeq, a predicted model, not a curated record